Molecule: messenger RNA, 2112 nt
Organism: Osmia bicornis bicornis
Lineage: Eukaryota; Metazoa; Arthropoda; Insecta; Hymenoptera; Megachilidae
Product: Kv channel-interacting protein 1
Exons: 7
Coding region: 737-1363 (208 amino acids)
Molecular function (GO): calcium ion binding
Source: RefSeq, a predicted model, not a curated record
GACAAAGACCCAUGAAUUGGUACACCUCCUCCCCCUAUUGAAGGGGUAAGAGGUGGUUUGCGUUAAGGGUUAGUUUUGGUCGGAAAGGAUCGAGGGGGCAAAGGCGCGCGAAGGAGGGCGUCGAUUGGUCGGACCAGAGGAUGCGUGGUCCGCUCUAACCCGGCCACAUCCAGUCUGCCGCCGACUGCAUAGUGGCGUGGUUCGUUAUUUUUCUUCAGUUGAUUUUGGUUCUCGUGCGACGGCGACCGCUGUCAAACGAAUGUCGUGAUCGUGCGUACGUUAUUAUAUCGGGCAUAGACAUGACAUAACACGUAAUUUUGGAUGGACACUUCUGUGCAUACAGUGCCGGUACACAGUCAGAGGAGGCGAGGUGUUGCGAUAUGCCGGUGCUGGGACCAGCCUGACUCUUUGCUCCUCUCUGGAACAUCGCGGCUCUCCUUCGACCAGGGUCAUCCACCCUGUGCUCCAGCCGCUUCGCGUGUCCGCUUUUAUCCUGGACAUCAACAACCCUCCUGUUAGUGAAAGUUGGCUGAUCGAUCGGUUGCGGCUCGUUAUUCGUGAAACAGGAAGCGGAAGCGUGGAUAAGGAAACUGAUGAAUAUCAAAAGGUUGAAAAUAAUGGGGAGGGAUGAAGUAACGUCGGUGUGACGUUGAGAGGCUCGAAGAAGGGCUGGAAAGCCAGACGCCUGGUAUAAAGGAAACAUUUAAUUGGGAGAGAACGAAGGGCUGCACCAGGAAUGGCUACGCCGCCGGACUCGCCGGGACCGGAAGAGGCACUUUUCGACUUCGAGAGCUCGAGAACAAGGCAACAGACCACCCGGCCCGUCGCCCUCGAGGAACUUCUUCGGCAGACCAAGUUCUCCAGACAGGAAAUACGAGUGAUGUACCGUGGCUUCAAGCAGGAGUGUCCGGAGGGUGUAGUGCACGAGGACUCGUUCAAGGAUAUCUAUGCGAAAUUCUUCCCCCAUGGCAACUCCAGCCUCUACGCCCAUUACGUGUUCAAGGCCUUUGAUGUUAAUUGCAACGGUGCCAUCAGCUUCAGGGAUCUCCUGGUCACCUUAUCCACAUUGUUACGAGGUAGCAUCUACGAGAAGCUACGAUGGACGUUCAAGCUGUACGACAUAAACGGCGAUGGGUGCAUUACCAGGGGUGAGCUAGGGGAGGUGGUGACUGCCGUUCACGAGCUUAUGGGUCGACGACAUCAUGCCGAGGAAGAGAGAAAAGCGAGGGAGCAGUUGGAUAGGGUGUUCAAGAAGCUCGAUCUAAACCAGGAUGGUGUAAUAACGAUCGAGGAGUUUAUUGAAAGCUGCUUGAAGGAUGAUGUAAUCACACGGUCGCUGGCGAUGUUCGAUUGCGCGCUUUGAUCUCCGGCUAAGGAAGAGCCACCGGCAGUGACCACGACGCCGCCAACACCGCUCUCCACCACGACAACCUUUUCACAGUCCCAGUCACCGUCACCACCGCCACCAUCUUACUCUCUGCUGCCACCGAUUCCACCACCUUUGCCUUCUCAACCACCUCCAGGUUAUACGGUACAGGAUCAGGAGCUGUACAUGCUUCUAGCCGCACAUUGGUGGAACCAACCGGAAGCUCCGCUAUUUUGCUAAGGGAUGUAAGGAUAGACUUUGAUUCCCAAGAAGCGAGAGGCCAGUACUUCUAAACGACAGGAAGGAAAACUGAACGAGGGAAAGAACGACGAAGUUUGUGAAAAAUCUUGCGGGUUCAAGAGUUCAAUUAACGCGUUUGUUCGUCGUCGAGAGACGAACGAGCUUGCUGGUAUAUUUCUUCUUGCAGAAGAACUAUUUUACGUCACUUAAGUGAAUUUAAUUAAGCGUCCAGACUGCACAACGGAGUACGCCGUUCCUUGGAGGGAAAAGGAAAUGGUAUGUCAAUUGUGAAAUCGACAAAAGAAAGGAAAACUAAGGUAUACAAAAUUGUAACAUUAAAUUAAUGAACCGUUCGAUUGAUUGGAAGGAAACGAUAAAAGAAGCAGGUUGAAUCCUUAGAAUCCGUUUGGGAAUACAGAGAACAACGGACGAUGAAGAAACUAUUUAAUAUUCGAAGAAGGAAACGUUGGUAACGUUGAAAAUCGAUAUAUAUAUAUAACAGAGAA